Molecule: messenger RNA, 1005 nt
Organism: Mangifera indica (mango)
Lineage: Eukaryota; Viridiplantae; Streptophyta; Magnoliopsida; Sapindales; Anacardiaceae
Exons: 3
Coding region: 424-879 (151 amino acids)
Source: RefSeq, a predicted model, not a curated record
UGAAAAACAUAAAAUAAAAUAAAAGCAAAGCAAAGGGUUUCACAAAAUGGAUGGAUGUAUAGAUUAUCAUAUAACUUUGUCUUUACAUUUUCUAUUGGGUAUAAAGCUAUAUUGCUCUAAAUUUCUUCUUUUAAAUAAUUCAUUGAGAAGUGUGCUUGUCAUGUUUUUCCAUGGCAAAAUGAAGCCAUAGGCUACCAAUACUCUACAUAAUUUCUGCUCCUACUUCUCUGGACCAAAAGUAAAAUUAAAAUUUGCUUCGCCCCAGAAGAGAUUUGUUUAUAUUUCUCUCUUGUUUUCUCCCCUUCAAUCACUUCUCAGCAAGAGGGCUUCUUCACUGUCUUUAUGCCUCUCUUUCUCCUCCUCUCUUUGGGAAUCAACAAGUUAUUAAGAGAUUUGUUAGUGUGAAGGCCUGUGUAGUGUAUCAUGAGUUCGAACGAGUUUGGUACUGAAAGAUCGAAGCCCUGGAACAUAUACACAACGUCGGAUCCAAGUCCAUCUCAGGCAGCAGUGGAUCAGGAAGCUCCAUGGAAAAGCUUUGGAACAUCAAUGAAUGCUAUUUCUUUUGGAUUUGUUGCCACAGCUAUCUUGAUAUCGAUGUUUCUAAUAAUGGCGAUUUUUGAGCAUCUCUUUAGGCCGGCAACUUCCUUCUCUUCACCAGAUGGGAUGAGCAAUGCUUCUACAGAUUCAGGACCCAAGACAAAGCUUGGCAAUGCACAAACUGUGUCAAGCUCAUAUGCAUUGGAUUUCUCAGUACUGAUGCCGGGGCAACAGCAUCCUACCUACAUUGCUCAACCUGCUCCUCUUGGACCUCUGCCAUGCCAAAGAGAAGGAACAUGUUGGCCUUCUCAUCAACAUGAACUUAAUUUUGCAUAUCCUUAGACUUGCGCUGAGGCAUCUCUUGAGGCUGUUUGUAUAUCUCUACAAAAUAUGAUCAAUUUUAUGUGUUCUAUUAUAGCAAAUUUAUUAUCUAAUCAAUAAAAUAUCAGAAGCAUGUAUUGGACAGAA